Molecule: messenger RNA, 184 nt
Organism: Closterium sp. Naga37s-1
Lineage: Eukaryota; Viridiplantae; Streptophyta; Zygnematophyceae; Desmidiales; Closteriaceae
Source: the annotation of a GenBank genome assembly
UAAACCCAGCAUCUAGCUGUUUUUCCACCUCCGCCGAAAUUCUCCUGCCAGCGUACCUCCUCUUCGUUUCCUCUUGUGGCGUUGAACUUCCUCACAACCUUUCUCGCCCCUCGCAUGCGGAGCUUUGUCAACAUGUCUGCUUAGAAGCGCGUAGAUCCCACUGCGGCCGUCUGCCUCUCUUCCU